AAAAUACAAAAAGGAAAACCCGCCGGAGAAAUCUCAUCGACGCCGACGGAGAAGGCUGUUGAGUCUUUUUUUUCUUUUUCAAAAUUUGAAAUUCGAUAUUUAGAAAUGAGAGGAGAUCAAGAUCUAGCCAUUACCAUAGGUUUCUCCGCUGGUAAGAGAAUCUCAAUUGGAAUCUCCGACGAAUCCAUCCCCCUCAGCGGAUUCCACUCAGAUUUUGAGGUCACCAAUUCAUCAUUAUUUCGAGCACACCGAGCCAGUGAUGGAAAGCUUGGACCUUUAAUAGAUGAUUCAGGACGUUUCUACAAGCCUCUCCAGGUUGUUGAACUUGGCUCCAGAGAGGUGGCCUUCUAUAGGGACUUCUCAACCAAUGCAGAGAUUCCAGAUUACAUCCGCAAAUUCUUUCCUGUUUUCUAUGGAACUGAGAUGCUAGAGGGAUCUAAUGGGUCUGGUUUGUGCUCUGUAAGGGCAGGUCCGAGGUGCUUAUCCUCGGACGUACGGUGCACAGCAGUUAUGAUGAACGCCCUGGUAUCUAAGUAUAUCUUAAUCUCCCGGUCCCAAAAUAACUGCUUGGAGAUACGUAUCAAAUCCCGAAUAUCUUGCUCGGUUCAAUCUCCCGGUCCCGAAGUAACUGCCUGGAGAUACACAUCAGAUCCCGGAUAUCUUGGCAUCUUGAUUGGCAUACCGCGUGGAUUCCUCAUCGGAACGUAUAAAUACCCUCAAGGGCCACGCCACAAGGUUGAUCCAAAGUACGGUUGCGGACCGAAGAAGGACUUCCGGUUUGGUGCAGUUACAUGCUCCCACCUCGUCUUGCAGGAUUUUGUCUCCGGUCGCUGCAAUCCAUCUGUCGUGGACAUUAAAAUUGGAUCUAGAACCUGGUAUCCUGAAGCCUCUGAGGAUUGUAAUGAAAAGUGCUUGAAGAAAGAUAGAAACAGUACUAGUGUGUCAUCGGGGUUCAGAAUGUCUGGGUUGCGUGUAUUUGAAAGCAAGGAACCUGGAUUCUGGAAACUAGGGAAAAAGCAAGUGUCAAAUUUCACUUCGAGGAUGUUAGAUUAGUUCUGAGGAAGUUUGUUUCAUCUAAUCCUUCUGUCUAUUCAAAAAACCCAGAUUGUUCACUUGCACAUAGUGUUUAUGGUGGUUCAUCUGGAAUUUUGGCACAAUUAUUGGAUCUAAAAACAUCGUUUGAGAAUCAAACCAUCUAUCAUUU
Molecule: messenger RNA, 1204 nt
Organism: Rubroshorea leprosula
Lineage: Eukaryota; Viridiplantae; Streptophyta; Magnoliopsida; Malvales; Dipterocarpaceae
Source: the annotation of a GenBank genome assembly